AUGUCAAAGUCAGUAAAGGAAGCCAAGAUCUUGCUUGCACCUCUUGCGUUAUACCGUCAAAUAUUGCGUACACAUCGUUACAUGCCACCUGCCAUGCGUUCCAUGGGAGACGACUACGUCAAGGCUGAAUUCCGAAGACACCAAAACAUUGACAAUCCAGCACACAUUGUGGGUUUCCUUUCUCAGUGGCAAGAUUACCUGGAGACGUUGCAAGGACAAACAGCACCACCCAGCAACAGUGAUGAAAGUGUUGCCCCACAAGACGAUCCUUUAGUACGCAGCUUCAACAUGCCCGAUGGUGGUUGGGGCAAGAAACUCGAUAGCGAGCGAUUGGAUAAGCUUAGCGAUGAACAACUUGGUCAAUUAUAUGAACUACGCAACGAGCUUAAAAAGUCUCUAGGCAUCAAAGAGGACAAAUAA
Messenger RNA from Lichtheimia ornata, 420 nucleotides. RefSeq lists its product as uncharacterized. Bases 1 to 420 code for a protein of 139 amino acids. Gene Ontology annotation, biological process: succinate metabolic process; mitochondrial respiratory chain complex II assembly. The transcript is spliced from 2 exons. NCBI's taxonomy places the organism in Eukaryota, Fungi, Mucoromycota, Mucoromycetes, Mucorales, Lichtheimiaceae. The record is from RefSeq and is a predicted model, not a curated record. Gene Ontology annotation, cellular component: mitochondrial intermembrane space; mitochondrion.